CAGAUGUUCCCAUUCUUAGACGGCGAAAACGCGCGACUGGUUACUGCGCAUCCCUGAUAAUCACUGUGCGCUGGCAUUGCAGAGUACUACUCCAGCAGUCACUGCGAUAGCUAUCUAGCCGACGUAGUAGUCCAGGAUGUUUUUGAGGUUUGUUGCAUGCUUUGUCUUACCGUCACUAGCAGCACAAGUCCCGUUGGGUUUAUCGCCUGAUGGCAAGCCGUCACUGGAACUCGGAACUUCUACCAUAACUCAACCAUACAACUCUCUUGACUCGGAUGAUAGCCUCGACCUUUCAUCUUGGCGGCUUGACGAGCCACCUCCUGCUAACGAAACAGGGCACUUUGUUUUUGAAACUGUAAAUUCGCUGCUCCAGCAUUGGCCGAACACGCGCUAUCGAAAUGGCCAUACAAUGGUUCCCGGUGUAAUUCCCAAGGGCACCUUGUUGUAUCAUGGAGCUGUCAAUAACACAAUCCCUACGGUUCCCGAUUGGACAGCCACAGAUCCAGAACACUCCGUCCUCUUCUGCAAUGGCUCUCCCGAUACAGGAUGUUGGCACUUGACACUUGCAACAACUCGUCCCCUCAAAAUCCUUUACUUUGAUGGGACUAGCGCAGCUAAUACCAUAAUUGGCCCUCUUGAUACUCAGGAUAUCAUUGCAUGGGGAGAAUUGAGACCUGAUUGGCACUUUGAGGAGAACCAGCGCCUCAUGGACUUAUGCAAAUGGGGAGCACCGUACGCUGUCGAUGGUUAUGUUCGAAUGGAAAUGGACUUUGAAGUCAUGCUCUGUGACUUUACAGCUGGCCUGGAAGUCGUCUCCUGGUCUCACCUUGCUAGCAUCGCCGAACCGGUGUCUGCAGUCCCAAGAAUACCUAACUUUAUCAUGCUACGCAUGUUCGAAGUGAUGCACGCAGGGUCGUGGCACAAUCGAUACCCCGGGGAUACACGAAUAACCCUUGAUCUGGCUGGAAUCGUCUCACUGUACGACACCACCCUAGCACCGUCACUCGUUGGCUCACGCGACGGCCAGGAACGGUGCGACCACGACAUGAAAGCUAUAUCUUCUGCGGAUAUCAAGGCGGUCAGGCGUAGCGUCUCUCGCAUAUUAGAGCGAGAUCAGGGUGAUACUAGUGGCAUCGACUGGAAAACCCUUUUCAGAGUUAUCAUGGAACGUUACUCGGAGCGCUUCGAGUUUAUCGACUACCUUCUCAACUCAGAAAAUGACUCAAUCGUGGACCCAGCACUGCAGGUACAUGUCCAGUUGCGCGUGAUGCUCACACCAUACAUCUUCCACUCUACUGUGCCUCCCAGCGCAUCGCAUGACUCAUCUAAUUCCUGGGCAACACCAGUGUUCAAAGCAUGCGGGACCGCGCACACAUCAUCAAUCCUAUCAUACAUCUCGAGCCUGAACCCCUCAGAACGCCUUCUGUUGCAUGCAGUACAAAAGACUUCGCGUGAAAUAUGUCGCGUUGUUACAAAGAUGUGGGUUUCCGGCGUCCUCGCAGGACUUGAUAUAUAUCUCCCCCGCGACUCCACUCCGGACGCUGAGCAAAUGGCUCGCCUGAUGAGUUCGUGGAGGCAAGAAUUAGGUGCUUUGAUGACAUGGCUAGAUUGGAGCGUGUGGGUCAAGUGUCACCCAGCUUGUAGGCCUGAGGAAAUGUGUUACCUUCAUUCCUGGCCCAUCAACGUGCCAAGGGAUCAGUGUCCACACUAUCCUCCCUAUCAUGGACAAUCUGAGAGCAGUAAUAUUAUCAAUGCAGGCCUACCUCUUAGGGACAGGCUCCUCAUGCAACUGGCGAGUCCGCAGGAUGAUGACUGGAAGAAGCCCAAGCCAAAGUGCAUCAGACGAAUUGCGCCAUACAGUUUCUAGAUUUUUAUUUGAAACUAGUAUUUACUAAUGUCGUCCUUCCGGUGAUGACCGGAGACUUGUUAUCAUUCAGAUAUCUUGGAUACGCACAGCUACUGUUCACGUCCUUUCUUGCUAGUUUCCUCGCGCGGCCAUUACUGCCGCACUCCCAUCUAGACAGCAUGUGGCCAUACUGUCAUGUGUAUAUUACCCGAUUGUGUAUACCAUCACCCAUCAUGAGUUCCAGAUCUCUCAUGUGCUGCACG
Suillus plorans is the source of this 2109-nucleotide messenger RNA. RefSeq lists its product as uncharacterized. The transcript is spliced from 6 exons. The record is from RefSeq and is a predicted model, not a curated record. NCBI's taxonomy places the organism in Eukaryota, Fungi, Basidiomycota, Agaricomycetes, Boletales, Suillaceae. The coding region runs from base 137 to 1867 and encodes 576 amino acids.